CCUCUCGGCCCGGCCAUGGCCCUCGGCUGGCUCGGCCGCGCCUGUCUCCUCCUGCUCUGCCUCUGCGGGGAGGCCGCCGCCGGGAGGGAUUUCUAUAAGAUCCUGGGGGUGUCCCGCGGCGCCUCCGUGAAGGACAUCAAGAAGGCGUACCGCAAACUGGCGCUGCAGCUGCAUCCCGACAGGAACCCCGACGACCCGCGGGCCCAGGAGAAGUUCCAGGACCUGGGGGCCGCCUAUGAGGUGCUGUCAGAUGAGGAGAAGAGGAAACAGUAUGAUGCGUAUGGUGAGGAGGGGUUGAAGGAUGGGCACCAGAGUUCCCAUGGAGACAUCUUCUCACACUUUUUUGGGGACUUUGGAUUCAUGUUUGGAGGUAACCCUCGCCAACAGGACAGGAACAUCCCUCGGGGCAGCGACAUCAUUGUGGACCUGGAGGUUACACUGGAGGAGGUGUAUUCAGGAAACUUUGUAGAAGUUGUCAGGAACAAGCCAGUGGCAAGACAGGCACCUGGCAAACGGAAAUGCAAUUGCCGGCAGGAGAUGAGGACCACACAGCUGGGCCCUGGGCGUUUCCAGAUGACUCAAGAAGUUGUUUGUGAUGAAUGUCCCAACGUCAAGCUUGUGAAUGAAGAGCGAACACUAGAAGUGGAGAUAGAACCAGGUGUGAGGGAUGGUAUGGAAUAUCCCUUCAUUGGUGAGGGGGAACCCCACGUGGAUGGGGAGCCAGGUGAUUUGCGUUUCCGAAUAAAAGUUCUCAAGCACCCAGUCUUUGAAAGAAGAGGAGAUGACUUGUAUACAAACGUGACAAUCUCGCUGGUCGAGGCACUUACAGGCUUUGAAAUGGAUGUAACCCACUUGGAUGGGCACAAGGUUCAUGUUGCUCGGGAUAAAAUUACUAAGCCUGGGGCCAAACUGUGGAAGAAAGGAGAAGGUCUUCCAAACUUUGAUAACAAUAAUAUCAAAGGCUCACUAAUAAUAACAUUUGAUGUGGAGUUCCCCAAAGAGCAGUUGACAAGCGAACAGCGAGAAGGUCUCAAACAGCUGCUGAAACAAGGAUCUGUGCAGAAGGUGUACAACGGAUUGCAGGGAUAUUGAUGUUGGUGGGGGUGAAAAAGGACUUUAAUCAAAAGUCAGCUCUGUUUGCA
Molecule: messenger RNA, 1142 nt
Organism: Meleagris gallopavo (turkey)
Lineage: Eukaryota; Metazoa; Chordata; Aves; Galliformes; Phasianidae
Gene: DNAJB11
Product: DnaJ heat shock protein family (Hsp40) member B11
Biological process (GO): protein maturation; protein folding
Cellular component (GO): endoplasmic reticulum
Molecular function (GO): misfolded protein binding
Source: RefSeq, a predicted model, not a curated record